AUGGAUAACUUUAAUCUUCAGGACCCAUUGACGAGGAUAGAAGAACAACAAUCCGGUUCAAUUUCAGUUCUUUUCUCUUCAGAAUCUGAUUACAUGCCUUCUCGCAACUACUUUCAAUGUUUAAAGACCAGUGACCUUCAUGCUUCUUUCCGACGGGAAGCGAUUUCUCUCAUUUUGAAGGCACAGUAUUAUUGUAACCUUGAUCUCUACACGCAAUACCUGGCUAUUAACUACAUGGAUCGGUUCAUCUCUUGGCAAGAAAUCCCGCUAAGUAAUCCACGGGUUUUGAGGCUCCUUGUGAUAGCUUGCAUUUCUUUGGCUGGGAAGAUGAAGGAAAUACAUUUAUCCUUCUCUGAUUUUCAGAUGAAACAGAGAGAAGAAAGAUUCAUAUUUGAUCCCCCAGCUAUCCAACGAAUGGAGCUUCUGGUUCUCGAUGCCUUGAAAUGGCGAAUGAGAUCAUAA
Messenger RNA from Hibiscus syriacus, 462 nucleotides. Its product is annotated as cyclin-D1-1-like. The record is from RefSeq and is a predicted model, not a curated record. Gene Ontology annotation, molecular function: cyclin-dependent protein serine/threonine kinase regulator activity. Gene Ontology annotation, cellular component: nucleus; cyclin-dependent protein kinase holoenzyme complex; cytoplasm. The transcript is spliced from 4 exons. Gene Ontology annotation, biological process: regulation of cyclin-dependent protein serine/threonine kinase activity; mitotic cell cycle phase transition. The coding region runs from base 1 to 462 and encodes 153 amino acids. Lineage: Eukaryota; Viridiplantae; Streptophyta; Magnoliopsida; Malvales; Malvaceae.